GUGUUUUUCCUCCUUUUAGCGUGGGGGAACAUUUGCCUUGUCGAACGAGCUUUAUAAUUCAAACUUUUCAAGUUUUUAUUUAGUUGUUAAAGUUUUAACGGUGCUAUCCACUUAAGAAAGGAUCAUUAAUACAAUGCCUAGGAUACGCCCCGGGAUGAAAAAACCACCACCAGGCUUUGAGGCUAUCAAUGAUGCGUUAGACACCUUUGAAGACGCCAUGAAGCUCGCGUUGCAGGAGGAAUCUACUGGAGUGGUUGGACAGACAACUUGCCCACGCAACGCUAAGGACAAGGACAGUUUUGUCGAGACAAGGCGCAGGCGAGUAGAGGGAGUGCGCGGGGAAGAUGAUACAAAUGAUGAUGAGGAUAAUGAAGUAAAGGACCCUAAGGAAUCAUCGCAGAUUCAUGACAAAGCUCAGGCUUCAGCUGAGCCUAUGCCACCGCUGUGGCGAAUUGCUCAAAUUAAUCAUGAGCGCACACGCUACGUUUUUGAUGCCUUUUUCCGUUUGAAGGCCAUCAGUAAGGAAGUUUAUGACUACUGUUGUGAGAUGCAGUUUAUAGACGAAGGCCUGGCACGGCGCUGGAGGCUACCAGGGUAUGAACAUUUGUGUUGUAUAGCAUGUGCAGUUCCUGGUGCCGCCAGUGUGGCUGCGUCUAUAACGAGCAAAUAUGCAUUGCGCGACAAACGCGAGCAACGGCACGCGUCGGAUUCAAUUCAACAAAAGAAAGAGGACCGUUUGACGUGUAUAUGCCGUGUUCCAGCUUCUCAACGUAAGAACAAACACUUCUUUGCAUGCACUGUGUGUGGUUGUCGCGGUUGCUGCUCUACAGACGCCUCAAAUGAAAAUAAAAAAACAGCAGGGAGAGCAAAAACGACUGAAUAAAAAGAAUUCCUCAUAAAGUUGAUUCAAUCUGCUACUGAUUUCCCUACCAUUUAUUUUUGGUAUGCAGCAGUAUCAAUAAAGAAAAACUUUUCUACUAUGCAAAGUCUUUUUCUUUUCCUAAAGCUCUUUUAAUGCAUCCUAUGGUGAGUA
Molecule: messenger RNA, 1033 nt
Organism: Phytomonas sp. EM1
Lineage: Eukaryota; Euglenozoa; Kinetoplastea; Trypanosomatida; Trypanosomatidae
Source: the annotation of a GenBank genome assembly